Molecule: messenger RNA, 1146 nt
Organism: Amblyraja radiata (thorny skate)
Lineage: Eukaryota; Metazoa; Chordata; Chondrichthyes; Rajiformes; Rajidae
Gene: mrgbp
Product: MRG/MORF4L binding protein
Exons: 5
Coding region: 99-677 (192 amino acids)
Biological process (GO): regulation of transcription by RNA polymerase II
Cellular component (GO): NuA4 histone acetyltransferase complex; nucleus
Source: RefSeq, a predicted model, not a curated record
GGCGCGGGGGCUGACGGGAUUCCUGGCGGGCCGCCGGAAGUUGGCGGCGCGGCACGGCCGCUCGGUCUGGGCCUCAGGCCCGGAUUCCACGGACGGCAAUGGCGGAGAUGCCGACGGCGGCGGCGGGCGUUGCGGGGGAAAGGGAGCGCGAGGAGGAGGCGGUGUUGUGGACCCCCGAGGUGGAGGUGUGCCUGUUCCACGCCAUGCUGGGCCACAAGCCGGUCGGGGUGAACCGUCACUUCCACAUGAUCUGUAUCCGGGACAAGUUCAGCCAGAACAUCGGUCGUCAGAUCUCGUCGAAGAUAGUUUGGGAACACCUCAACAUCAUGUAUGACAUGCAAGCGCUGCACGAGUCCGAGAUCCUGCCCUUCCCCAACGGCGAGCGCAACUUUGUUCUACCGGACGACAUCAUCCACGGAGUGAAGGAAGGCAAGAGUGGGGUGGACGAGGAGCUGAAGGCCGAGCUCAGGGAGGAGUUGCCAGAGCUGUGCGUCACUGAGGAAGGUGGCAGCAAGGUGGUGGAGAAGGCCGUGGUGAAGGAGAAGGUGCCGGUGGUGGGUGAGGCCGGGCCCAAGGACGUGGUGGACAAGCGCAAGAGGAACCGCGCCACGGCCAACCUGCUGAGUGUCAACAGUAACCCGUCCAGCCCCAGUGGGGCCAAGCGCCGCCGCGUGUAAUGGGGUACGCCCUGCACUGUGGGGUUCACCCUGGGGAGUGGGGUACGCCCUGGCUUGAGGGAUACGCCCUGCGCUGUGGAUACACCAUGCUGGAAAUGUCUGCCUACCCCUUGCAGUGGGAGUGGGGAGAGGGGGUUCGCUACACACAGCCGUGGGACCGUACCCCGCCCGCUGCCUCUGCAUCCAGCGGAGUUCCAGGGGCUGCAAGGGGGGGAUCCAGGGGCCGCAUGGUGGGUCUCAGCUAGUGCCUGUUGGUCAGUUACUGCCCGCCGUUCCGCUGCACCCCCUCCCUCCACCCAGGGGUGGGAUGGGCAGAGCUGGCAUCAGCUGGUCCAGUAAAUGGUCCAAAUACACCGAUAGACCUGGGCGAGAGGAGUCUCGUGUUACUUUCAUUGUGCUCCCCCUCUUGUUAUUUGUUUAUGAAUGCAUCUUUUUUUCAAAGAUUUUCUUAUUAAAACCAGGUUGGAGA